AUGGGUAAGGGCAAGCCUAGAGGAUUGAACGCCGCUCGCAAGCUGCGCCUUCACCGUAAGGACCAGCGCUGGGCCGAUCUUGGCUACAAGAAGCGUGCCCUGGGUACCGCCUUCAAGUCCUCGCCGUUCGGUGGUUCCUCCCACGCCAAGGGCAUCGUCCUCGAGAAGGUCGGUGUCGAGGCCAAGCAGCCCAACUCCGCCAUCCGAAAGUGUGUGCGUGUCCAGCUCAUCAAGAACGGAAAGAAGGUCACUGCUUUCGUCCCCAACGACGGUUGCUUGAACUUCGUCGACGAGAACGACGAAGUCCUCCUUGCCGGUUUCGGUCGCAAGGGCAAGGCCAAGGGUGAUAUUCCUGGUGUGCGUUUCAAGGUCGUCAAGGUGUCCGGUGUCGGUCUCUUGGCUCUGUGGAAGGAGAAGAAGGAGAAGCCCAGAUCAUAG
Messenger RNA from Pestalotiopsis fici W106-1, 438 nucleotides. Its product is annotated as 40S ribosomal protein S23. The record is from RefSeq and is a predicted model, not a curated record. Gene Ontology annotation, cellular component: cytosolic small ribosomal subunit; ribosome. Lineage: Eukaryota; Fungi; Ascomycota; Sordariomycetes; Amphisphaeriales; Sporocadaceae. The transcript has 2 exons. The coding region runs from base 1 to 438 and encodes 145 amino acids. Gene Ontology annotation, molecular function: structural constituent of ribosome. Gene Ontology annotation, biological process: translation.